CGAUUUCUGAGUAGUCCCGAUGCUCAGGCCGGACAAAGCACGGCACUAGUGUACCAUACUAUCUGACAAGUAUAAUGGAGAACCGCCAUUUGUUGUACACGCUCUUGCUGACGGUCUUCACCGUGUGUACAACGAAGACCAUCCCAGCGGCGUUCUUGGCAAAGUAUCUGACCACCAAGGGGAUUACCAACUCCAGCGUCGGUGCGGACAACGAAGUACACGCAGAGAAGCGCCGCGGAGUCGUGGAUCUCUCUGUUUUGUGUUGGUUGUGUCUGCAGGAAUGCUCUUUGCCUGCUUCCCUUUCGCUGGAUGUAAGCCAGCACAUAUAAGGGACAAGCGACAACACCGAUCUCGGGCAUGUAUGUAUCGGUCGUCGAUCUGUGUGUGAUCAGUUGUUUUUGCGCCCAUUGGCGGAGCCAUUGUGCUGCGAGUCGGCCCAACUGUCUGCCUGUGUAAGAAUUUGUGUAAGGCCAAAUGUCACACGGUCACACACACAGCCUGCCUGAGUGUCAUCAAGGUGCUCUAUCGUGUGUUCAGGUGUGAGCCUGUUGGUCAGCAUUUUCUGCAACGUGUUGAUGGCCUUCUCGGGAGUCUAUUGGCAGUACCUGGUGGUGCGCAUCGUCAUGGGCGUGGCCACCAUAGCCUUCACCACGAGCAUGUACAGCCUCUGCCCCUUCCUCUUCCCCUCACACCUGACCCUCGUCAUCGGACUUGUUGGUCGGCAAGUGACCACACACACACACACUCAGACAGAAACACAAAGAUCUGGUCGAUCGAUCCCUCCUCGUGCAUAUCGGUGUGUGUACCUGCAGAAACCACACUCGGGGUUGGCGCUUUCACCGGGAAAUUUGUUGGUGGCGUGUUAUUCCAGCUCGGUGGCUUUGCGCUUCCCUUUAUCAUGACGGCGUGUGUGCUCUUCCUCUGCCUCAUCCUGUGUGUCCGAUUCCUGCUGGCCGUGCGCACCAGGGUCAAUCCGAGCGGCUCUGAUGACGUACUGGUCGACCAGCGGCUGAUCAGCUUGGAUAAGAGGGAGCGCUCCCUGUCAGACCACCACCACCACCACCACCUGCACCACCAGAUGGAUCCUCAUGACGCGUCAGCGCCGUUUAUGGGAUUUAUGGGAUACGAACACGAGCACAGGAGGGAAACAGGUGAGAAGAGAGAGAGAGAGAGAGAGACGGAGCCAUUGUGGAUGUAUGUGUCUUUCUGUGUGUAUGUGUGUGUGGUGUCAGAGAGGGGCCUGGUUGCGACCAAGAGCCCUGUGAGCGGCUGGCACCACCGGGAGCAGCUCACGGCGGAGCAGAUGGCCGAUCUGGACACUACCGACACAUAUGUCGCCCCCAUCGGGCCCCCCACCCUUACCCUCCCCCAUCCCACAACAGACACUGAAGGAUACAUUCAGGUGCACACACACUCUUCAAGCAUGCACACGCGCAUCGCAUCUGUCAUCCAUCCCUUGCCUCUGUGUGUGUGUGUGUGUGUGUGUGCAGGACCUCCACACGAGCGAGGCGGCCCAGCCCUCUCCCACCACCCCUCCGCUCCACCCCCAACGAGCCGCCGACCAGUCUCCGAUGUUCGCUGCCUCGCCCGUCAGGCAAGACGAGCAGCUGUCGUCCGUUCCAUCCCUCGGCGGCCUCAUGAGGCAGAGAUACAGGCGGCGAACCGAUUCAGGAGAUGAUCAUGACCUUGGCAGGACAGCGACGGCGGGGUCGGUGAGCCCUCGCUUUGGCGGCCGGCGGGGGGGAGUGGGGUCUGUCGGAGGGCAGCACAAGGAGGGGGCGUACGGCAGUCAUGUGACGUACUGGCAGGUUAUGACGACUAAGGUGCUGAUGACGCUGGUGGGGGUCUUCCUGACCUGCAUGUGCUAUAGUUUUCCGGAUCCCGUGCUGCCCCCACGGAUCAACAGUUUCCUUGGUAAGCGCAGAGAGGGAGAGGGCCGCAGGGGAGCGCCAUCUGCACAGCCGCUUUGUGGUUUGCUUUGUCUCAGGCCCCCUGUCGUCCAUGAUCAUCGGCCUCUUGAUGGGGCUGCAGUCGUGCCAAUACACGCUCGCAGCCCUCUUGACGGGCAGGGCAGCGCAGAAGUUUCCUCACUAUACCUUUUACAUGGCGCUGGGCUACCUGGCCAUUCUGCUCGGCUACUGCUGCCUCGGCCCACUGCCACCAGGUCGGCAGCCUACAGCAGCCAGCCAGCCAGCCUGCACACACAAAGGGAACGAAUCUCCUGUCUGUCUGUCUGUGUGUGUGUGUGUGUAGUGGAGGCUGCGGGUGUCGUCAGGGACCACUCGCCCGCGGCGUGGGUCGUGCUGGUGAGACAUCGCGAGAAAAGUGCAUAGAUUCACCAGGCAGGGGAGGCAUUUUGCGUGUCGAUGAAUGACCUGCAGGUGUUGGCUUUGUCGUUCGUCCCCUGGGGCAAUGCGCUGUCGUUUGUGCCAUCCAUCCCGCUGCUGCAUGAGGACGUCGACGAGAUGGGGCCGGCAGCAAAGGAGCUGGUAAGCAUGCAACACCGGGUCAGAUACCCACUGUGAGUGAACACCCCAUCAGUGUGUGGUGUGUGUGGUGUGUGGCAGGUGGUGAGCCUCUGCGUGUGCAGUAUGAGUCUGGGUGAGACGGCAGGGCCCCUGCUCGGUGGUUCCCUCACUUCGGCGACUGGCUUCGAGUGGGCCUGCACAGCAAUGGCCUUUGCCUACGGCAUCUUCGGGGUGUGUUUUGUCAUCGCCAAGCGGCCCUUCGCCAAGAUCACUCUUUUGCGUAUGCGGUACCGAGCGCAGCUGCCGACAUUCCGCCUGAUGCAAGUGUCGCCCCGCUCACACCGCAGGGCCGAGGCGGCCGAACCUCUUCUGUUGGAGGAGGGUGGAAUGCGGGUGACGGCCGUGGGUGCGGUGCCGCCCAGCCCUGCGCCGUCGGCUCGGAGUGUGCGGACGCUGGGAGAUCUGCUUGGCCAGGACCCCGUCAUCGGUCAUCUCACCGUCGUCGGCAGACCCCAUCGGCUGCCCAGCGAGGUCAGCUUGUCGGGAGCCGUGUGGGAUUGGAUGAGGUUUGUGUGUAUGCGCCGUUCGGUGUGAUGUGUGUGCAGGCGGGUACGAUCGGGCGGACGGAGACAGUGGUGUCUGGCGUCACAGCGCUGUCACGGGCGUCAUACUUCAGCGCACUGUCCCAGCCGGCGGCCACUCUUGUGGAGGAGCUGCCCUCCACAGGCCUGGUGCCCUUCACCAAUCCCGAGAUGCUCCUUGCCAUCACUUCCGUCAAUGCGGCGGCAUCGGCACUGCUCAUCAACGACGCACUCGACCGCCUCACUCUCGAGGGCGACCUCGCCGACGAGCCCGAGCGCCUCACGUCCGCACCAACACAAGCCGUCCCACAGCAGGCGGCCACCACCAUGGAGGGCACCGACGAUACCGCCCCUCUCUACCGCACUGUCACGGUCACAGAGGUCCCCCCAGCCGCCGUACCCACAGCUGAGGCGCCUGUGCCGGCUCCCGUCCCGUCGGCCUUCGGUGUUGAUGUGACUGGCAAGCCAAUGGCUGACAUUGAGGAGGGGAAGCCGCUGCAGAUGGAGCCUGUGCCGCCUCUGGUGCUGGAAGGCGAGACGAGCCCUGCCAGCGGAAGGGCUGCCGGUGCGGUGCCCGACGGCGAGAGGCGGGGCGGGACGAGUGAGGGGAGCACUGAGUGGGAGGGUAGUGACAGCAGCGGGGGGAAGACCACUGCCGAGUGACAGACAGACAGACAGACAGACUGGAGUAGCUUUGUGUCUAGUGCCAUUUGUUGAGCCUUCCUUCAUGGAUGCCGAUUUGUCGGGGUGAGGUUCUUUAUGCAGCAGACAGACAGCCGUGCGACGUGGCUUACUCAGCCCUGCCAACAGACAGACUGAGAUGAGCCGUGCCGUCAAUCAGCGCUGUUUCUUGAUGUGACUCUGUGUGUGCGUGUGUGUGUGUGUGUGUGUGUGAAACUGUGUGUGUGGUGUCGACAUGGACGGACCUCAGGCUCUGUCUUUUUGUGGCUGGCUUCAGCGGUGCCGCGGCCCGGCCGACUGAAGGCAGCUAGCUUUGUGGACUGAGUGAGUGGUGUAUGUGAUCCGAUCGAUGUGGGCUUCCUUCAUGUGUUGGUUGCAACCAAGGAACAUUUCAAACUCUCUUGACAUAUAUGCCAUCGAAUCGCUGUCUGUG
Messenger RNA from Vitrella brassicaformis, 4163 nucleotides. The record is from the annotation of a GenBank genome assembly. NCBI's taxonomy places the organism in Eukaryota, Vitrellaceae.